Messenger RNA from Octopus bimaculoides (California two-spot octopus), 1277 nucleotides. RefSeq lists its product as uncharacterized. NCBI's taxonomy places the organism in Eukaryota, Metazoa, Mollusca, Cephalopoda, Octopoda, Octopodidae. The record is from RefSeq and is a predicted model, not a curated record.
UCACGUAGAGCGGACGUAUUUGUAUACUUGGUCUGUAAUCGUACAUUUCUCAAACUGGAACACUCUCCGGACACAGGCCAGUUAUAGCUACAGAACAAAACCACAUAUAAAGCUGUAAAACAAAGCGCCAACUGCACAAAUAUAAUUCAAUUCACCUCACCCUGUUGAACAAAAGGAUUAGUACUUUCUGGAACGUGGCCUAAAAGGCUUAGAAAUCAAACAAGGGGAGCUUUUAAUCAAUGUACAUCUGUUUAAAAACAAAGCCAGUUGAACAAGGUGAUCGAGUAUUGUGAAUGUGCGUUCGAAGAAGCGAUCAACGAAGAUUACUAAAAAAGGAAACACUCAGAAAGCCAUUGAAUAGUCAGUGUUCAGGCAGCGAUGAUCGUUUGUUUAGAUUUAGUCACCCAGAACAGAGAGGACGUGGUGUAUCAUUGGAGCCAGACGAUAAACUUUCAGCUAUGACAGCAGUUGCUUCCAUUGGUGCUACUAUGCAUGACAGUAACGUGACAGCGAGUCUUCACAGAGCAAACCUACCGUCUUUGAGGCCUGUUGAACUGAGGACUACACCAACAUCGAUAUUUAAAAAAUCUUUUCAAGCUCUAGCUAAGGCUGCCUCUCUCGACGGACAAGAUAAUGAGGAUGGUUUUGAUGAUAGUUGUAGUGAAGACACAGACAUUUAUUGCAAUAAUAGAUGCAGUAUUAGCACAGCUGAGAUGUCUUCUGCAACUGCUGCACAUGUUAGCAACAAUGUAUUCAAUGGUGAGCACUUCCAAGGAUUUAGCCAUUUCAGAAAUCACAGCAACUUAGCAAAUUCAACUGUUAUUUGCAAUAAUGUCAUGAAAAGCAAUUACCACGACGGUCACACAAACGUCAACAGUAACAACGACGACGAUGAUGAUGAUAAUAAUAAUAAUAAUAAAAAUGAUAAUAAUGAUGAUGAUGAUUGCGUUGCUGACGAUGAUGAUUUUAGUGAUCAUGAUUCACAUUAUUCGGCUGACCUCGAAGAAGUUUACUUUCCAGUUCUCAACUAUCCUCGAAGACCUGAAUCCCCAAAUGCAAGUAAACAACUGAUAGAUUUUGCUCAGUUGAUCAGUGCCGAUAUACAGAAGUUUUUCGGUCGUAAGCAUGGUGACGAGGACUCUUGUGAUAUUUAUGAAGAUAAAUACAACCGUCUGAGAGCUGUAGAUGGUGGAAUUGACAGAGCACGGGAGAAAAUGUUUUGCGCUAUUUAUUUACAUUCUGAUUUCAAAUCCCGCCAUAUUAUUCUGAAUCUAUAA